AUGGCUCUCUUCGAAUCAAGCUGGGACACCAAGUCCAGUAAUGAGGCUCUCGUUCACAACUCUGCUCCAUCUUUGAAGCCUAAAAUUGGAAAGAAGAACAACAAUCGACGGGACUCGACUACGAAGCCCAGCGCAGGCAUUGAAGGAAAUGGAGAAGGGACGAAUAUCGACCUAGAUAAAUUAUUGAAAAAGAUGUCGGAUAUUAGCGGUGGGGGCACGAAAGGCAAUGGGAAGGAGAAGGCGAAGGGGAAAGAAAGGAGAAGGCGAAGAGAAACGAAAAGGAGAGGACAGAAGGGCAAAUUGAAGGAGAAGGAAUUAAAGGGCACGGCGAUCCCGGUUCCUCCAAUACCAGAGGUGAUAGCAAAGAGUCCUAAGGCGAAAAAGCAAAAACGAAAGGAGAAGGAAGUGCCAGAAGGGUCAGAGGACAAUGCUACUGCUGGUGCGAAACGGAAGGCUGAGGAGAGUGACUCGGCAGUCAAAUCGAAGAAACAAAAGAAAAACAAGGACAUACACAAGCGGAGCCAAAGGCUAUACCACAUUGGAUUCAGGCACCAAACCAAAUCAUGGCCUUCUAACCCUGUCGAUCUCAUUUCUACUUCCUUGUCUACACUUUCCCCACGGAGCAUCAUCGUUGACCUAGGUUGCGGCGACGCCCAACUCGCUAAAACACUCGUCCCACAAGGCUUAAAUGUUCUUUCCUUUGACUUGGCCAGCGACAACAAAUGGGUCGUUGCAGCGGACAUAUGCACGCGCAUACCUCUCCCAGGGAGCGAGAACUCUCAAUGCGAGGGGGCUAUAGCAGAUGCGUGUGUAUGCAGUCUGAGUUUGAUGAGCACAAAUUGGAUAGGGUGUGCGAGGGAAGCAUGGAGGGUGCUGCGCAUUGGAGGUCGGUUCGUGGUUGCAGAGGUAACAAGUAGGUUCCGAGAUUCGAAGGAAUUUACCAAGGUGCUAUCAGAACUUGGAUUCGAGUUGGUUGAACAGAGUGCGCCAAGCACGCAUUUCCUCUUGUUCGAGUUUCGAAAGGUCGAACGCAAAGGCAGUAUCCAGACAUCGUGGAAUAAUAUUCAGAAAAAUUCCGAAGGACUGCUUAAAGCAUGCGAAUACAAACGUCGAGGGCCUGAAUGGGCUGUGAUCACCACACCCCACACACCACCACCAACGACGAUGUCAUCGACGCAGCGAGACGACGGGCUACUAUCCCAUAUUAGUGUGCUCAACACGUAUACUGGAGCUCCAUUGACACUAGCAGUACCGGCUGGAGCCCGUGUUGCGGAUUUGAAGACGGUGAUUGCGGAGCAGUGUCCAGGGCAACCGAAACCGAAUGGACAGAGGAUCAUAUGGAAAGGGCGCAUAGUGGUAGACGAAGAAGUACCUGGCCACGAUACCCAUACCGUGCAUCUGGCAGUGCAUCCUUCGGCCUGGUCCACCCCACCGAAAAACGACGAAAUAUCGCAUGUAUCUGCAGCAUCCACUACCCCUGCGGCUCCCUCAUCACACCCGGCGCACCCUAUCGGAAAUCCGAUUCCCACCCCUUUACUAUCAUCGCUUAACCAACACACUCCUACCCACCUACCAAGCCCAGCCAGUGUAGCAAAGGAUUUUGUUAUGUUCCACCAUACAAAUGCGCUACGGGUUAUGGCUGGGCAGCCUAUGGAACCCUGGUCAUCUCCUGGUGGAAUCGAUCAAGCGAGCGCUACUCAUUGGGCAUUUAUGGCACUGGUAGCUGCCGGGCAAACGCUCCCUCCCAUACUGCUUACCUCCUAUCCCCCACAUCAUCCCGACGAAUCCGGUCUCGAAUAUACUUUCGUCACUAUUGAUGGCCGACCCUACCUUUCUCUUCUUAAUCCUGAUGCAUCACCCACCCCCACACAGCAACAUGCAAUUCGAGUCCUUACCUCCACACUUGCUCUCAUUCCUUAUCUCGACGACCUAACACCCCCACCUCCAGUACACUCGCCCCUUCCUUAUACAUUUCAACCUGUUGUUCCUCCCCCUCGUCAAUCGACUCGAGCAACCCUUCAGCGUGUUCGUCGGUUGAUUGUUGCGCUUCGCACGCUGGUCCCGCUUUCAUUUACACUCCUCCGCGCAUCUCUAUUUAUCGUAUUUUUCCCACAAGCUAGAGAGCCGUUGUGGUUGGCCGUUAUCAUCGCUGUUGUGCUGUACGAGGCUCGAUUGAUUAUCAACCGCGCGAAUGAGGCGUUGCCUGAUAUCCCCAACCGCAACCCUGAUCCCAAUGAUCCCAAUCCUCGACCCGCACAAGGCCCAUUGCCUAACCCGAAUGGCCGAACCAAUAACCUUCUGUCGAUGAACCUCCAGUCUAUCUUUGACCGUGCGACUUUAAGCGGCAUCGAUUCCGAAGCAGCUCAACUCGACUUGGACGUACCCGAACGCGAGCUGCGUCCGGUUGCAGAGAACGAAACUCCUGUGCAUGAAUGGUCUGUUCGUAUCCGGUCGUUUGUUCUCCUGUUGGGCACCACACUCGUUCCUGCUGCUUGGUCGCGGAGACGAGAAGCCCUGAGACUCAGGGAAGGCCGGGUACGGGUUGUCUAUGGAGAACGUGCGAAUGCUGUCCGCGUCGAAAACGAGGAAGGUCAGCAAGUUGCAGGAAUGUUGGGUGAGAAGCGGAUUGCUGCUUUGCGCCCUGGUGGAUGGCGACGAUCAAAUAAGAAAUGUGAUCAAGCGACAGGUCCGGCUGGGUGUCAACGUUGUGCCCGAGAUGGAGUAGAGUGCGGAUGGUGCUUGACUACUACUGAUAAUUGGGGAGCGUUCGGCUCAGUCGCGAAGCCCGAAGAUUAUGCUGGAGACCACAACCCAACUCGUUAUCUUGAUCGUACCGGUUCGAGUCUGAUUACCACCUCUGUCCGUCCUCAAAUCCCCGACAAUGUUCCUAUAUUCCGGAGAAAUGACAGUGGCUGGCCCGCAAACAACCCGGAACAACACGUUGACGUCCCAAACUGGUCCUACGAAACUCCUGUGUCUCGACAUAAUGCUCGUCUCCAGCCACGUACUGCUGUCGUUCAUAACCAGUCUUUGUCGCCCUUGAGUCAGCAAAAUUACACCCCCCAUGCUGGCAUUCCUGCUCCCCCAGUUCGACAAAACGUGACUUUGGAUACUGCGGAUGUGGGGGAAUUACCCCGGAUCGACAGCCAAGUCCGUGUGGCUGUUCCUCGCCCACGUCCCAGUGGUCCAAUGACCCCCGGCCAGGCAUACCUAUUCGAAUCGUUAUUUAGCCUUGCAGACGAUCCAUCGGCUCUUCCGUAUACUUCGGAGAAUACUGAGCUGAGUAGGGGAACAGGAGAUGGACAGCAAGGUUCCGACUCGUGUUCAAAAAUAGAGCUGGUCGAUUACAAACCGACAGAUGUUGAUGAUAGUACCUGCGGCCAAUCUGAAAUCAUUCUCGCGAGAAUACUUCGCGAUCUAACGUUGGACCGCAAAGUUGAUAGUAAUGCCAUACCGUUUGUCGGCAUUCUUGUAUGUCUGCUUCCAUUCCAUCCCUUCUUAUACUCAGAACCCCUAAUCUGUGUUCACAUUGUAGUCACCGCAUGGAUGAGUCGGUUCCUCUUUGAACCUAGCCGAGUCAUCUUGCUCGCCCAAGAGACGAUUGCCCGUGGCCAAUUCGGAGAAAAAGCUCUUCAACGAAUGUUUUUGAUGGCCAACACAGUCUUGCCGAUCUCUAAAUCCACGAAUUACGAACUCACAACGUAUUUCAUGAGCCUGUACACCCAAUUAGUGAAUGGCGUCAUCGAGGCUCGGGCUCAAAGCGAGCUCACACGAGAGGCGGCCAUGGAAGCCAUGGAAUCUUGUCAUGAGGUCGGCCCCGCUGCCCAAAUGUUGAGGCGAUUACUGACAACGAAACAGAUUGUUUCUAUAACAGGCAAAGUUAGCUCCUUUGCAAACGUUCUGAAAUUGUUAGAGCUAUAUGCUCCCAUCUUCCGACGCGCCUGUCCGGAACCGAGCACCACGUUCGUGAACCUCCCCCGGAGACUCACGUCCAUCGAGAUGAACCUCAAGUUCUAUGCGACGUUUGAUGUCUUGCAAAGCAUUCUAACGUGUAGGCCGAUGUUCUUUCGGUACGACUUGGAGUUCCUCUCUCCAGAAGAUAGCGAGCUUCUCGAUGUAGUGGAUGGGCCGGGGCUGAGAUGGUUGAUUGGCGUGCCCGAUCGAUUGGUAUUCGUUUUGGGCAAGAUGAACACUCUUUUGGAGGAUCACGGAAACUGCAUUGAUUCAAAGACGGUGCAAGAACUUGAGAAGGAGAUUCAAGCCUGCAAGUCUGUUGCUUGGAAGAGUACGGGAGAGGAAACAGCUCUAGCAAUCGGGAGAAUGGCGGUUCAGGAAAGCUGGAGGCUGGCAGGGUACGUAUAUCUCUAUAUGGGUCUAUGCGGAAAAGACUCAUCGGAUACUCGAGUCAUCCGAGUCCAAAAGCAAUUUAUGAAAAUUCUGCAAACUGUGAAGCCUCGCAGGAUCCCAGACUCAUUUUUACUUCUUCCUAUGAUGAUCUUAGGCGUCGCCGCUUGCUCACCAGCAGAUCAGUCCGUUUAUCUCACCCGUUUAUGGGGGGUUUCCGAGUGCAACAAGUCAGGCACAAUGGGGAACGAUGUGAAUGUUUCUCAGCCUACAGUCAAGUUUCUUUCUCGCAUCAUCACCAUGAACUCGCUCGCCCCGUACAACUCUUCGUUACAUGUCUUUGGAAUUCCGGAGCUCGCUAAACUCAUAUGUGAUCUUGUUUCGAGACAUGACAACGCCAGAUUACUGUGUGUCUGCCGUCAGCUAUCUAUGGACAUUCGCCCGUUUGUGUGGACACAUACGGACGCUGUAGAAGUUCUCAUCGGAAUGAUUCCAGAAAGUCGUAUUGAGACCUAUGUGAAUGAGCCAUUUGCACCAUAUCGCACGAUGUAUCUUCCUAGAUCUCUUGAUUUGUCGAGGCUAGGAGUUUACUCUCCUUACAUCACACGCCUCGACAUCCCCCUAACAAUGUUAGUCAACAGAUACGAGAACUGGAAUGGCUUUCUCUCCUCUUUAGUCGCACAAGAGGUUGAUCUCUUACCCAACUUGGAGCACUUGAGGAUAGCUCUUUCUCGAGAUACUCGAGGAGAAAGAAUUCCUUCGGAAGCCUUUCAUUGGGCGGUAGCAUUCAUGUCAUCGUCACUUUUAAGCUUUCAAGUAUAUCCUGACGUGGAAUGGGAUACGGACUCCAAAUAUUUCUCACAUGCUUGGGUCGGAUUAGAUAUGGCGACCUACUUACUUCUGGUAUUGUCCAAAAAAUGCCUCAAGCUCAGCUCCUUGAGUUUUUUGCCCGGGAACAUUAAACUGAAGGUCGAAGGAGUCUUAACACAUCCUCGAUUAGGGUAUUUUGCCGAAAAGGUUCCUGUACUUGCAAAGUUCUGGGCACCACUACAAAAAAUCCACUUGAUGAUUCCUCGAUUUCAAUGUCUUCGGUCGCUCUCGGCGACACCAUACAUAUUGGAACCUGCUACUUUCGUUGCGCUCAGCAAACUGCCUUGCCUUGAAUCGUUAUCUAUCCGUGAUGUACAACUGGAUAGUGACUGGCAAGUCUACUGUUAUAAACUUGGCUCAGAAUUGACUGAACAGUCUUUUCCUGCACUACGAUAUCUGGACUUGAUAGAGAUCGUCUACGAUACACUUAUUCACAUCUGUAGUCAGAGGCCUCUUGCUCGGGCAUUAUAUAAUCUCAAACCCGCUAUUAUAUGGUCUGAUGUUCGUCGUAAUCAACUCGCUCAUUUACUGGGGUUGUUGGCUAAAUAUCGCUCUCCAGUGAAACGAUUAUGUCUUGCUCAUAUUCCUCUAAACUGGGGCCUUCUCCCACACUCUAUGACCUAUUUGUCCUUCUUAAAGCUCACUCACCUAUCGGUGCCCCGGCCAAAUGGCUUGAAUUAUGAAAUGGCCCAACUGGCCCAUGCAGCCCCCGGGUUAGAAUCACUCGAAUUCAAUCAAUGGAUGUGUUCCAGCGAUUUCGAGUUCAAUGAACUACGGUUCAUUGCUACGCUAUGGCCGAAUCUUCAACAACUAUCUCUCCCGAUUGCCUCUUCCUCGGCAGAGCGUCUUGAAGAACUGGAGCCAACUUUCGAGGAAGAUCUGGGUGAACCUAUACCAACAGGACAGAAUCCCUUGGCUAAACAUGUGGUUAAGAUAGCAAGGUACCUACACACGCUAUGGCCAACCGUCGAGUGCAAAGCCAAACGGUUCCCACCGUAUUUUGAGGAUUUGACGGAUUUAAAUAAUCUGAAUGACUGCGGGAAUCGAAUGUGGAGGGUAUCCACCCGCAAAUUCGAGGGGGCCGAGGCCAAAGCAUGGGAUCGUUCGGUUCCUAUGCGAUUCCUGGAUCACAGUUCUGCCAAUUCCGCGAUCGAUCGUGCAGAGUCCAACCUCGACUUUCCAUACUUCCCCCUAGGUGUUCCCACUCUCCACCAGUAUACCGAUCGCUUACGCAUCCAAUAUGAACAAUUGUUCAUCCCUUCAUUCGAACACGUACCUGCUCCUCUCACGCGGAGAGAUCCUAGUCCAAUUACCCAAACACCCAGUCCUUUGAUUGAACCCGACGUCGGUGCUAGCGCUUCUCAAAUUCGCGCGGGUAGAUCGUUAAAUACAUACCAAGCAAGCUUAUUCGACGCGAUUUUCAGCCUGGCUGAUGGUCCUCCAGCUAUUCCUUGCACCUCGGAAACUUCCAGUCCGACCUCGCUCUAUGAUUCUGACGCUGAGCGACAGGAUGCGAAUACAAGAUACAGCCAAAAUUCCGAUUUUGAUUUCCAAGCAGAAUCGCCGAUUGAUUGGCCAACAGACCUGGGCAAAGACACAGAUAAUAAAAACCUUCAGUUAAGCCUCCUUAAUACUCUGGCACUAGACCAGGAGAUUGAGAGUAAUAUGAUGCCGUUUAUUUCGCAUGCUUUCACGUCCUGGAUGGGCCGGUUUGUCUUUGAGCCAGUCAGAGGCAUUUCACUCGCACGAUUUGCUAUCGUUCGUGGUCACUCGUUGGGCGAGAAGGCUCGCCAACGAAUUUUCCUAGUCGCUAAAUUUAUGUUGGCUAUUUCCAAAUCUACGGACUACGAGUUGGCACUUUUCACCCCCUUACACGACCAGCUGUUAGACAGCGUGAUCAGAGCACAGGAGCACGAUGUUUUAACCAAAGAAGAGGCACUGAAAGCUAUGGACAGUGGUCAUCAGCUUCUUACCAUUAUUACCAAAGUAGGUUCACUCGCAAGCGUUCUGAACACCAUGGCACUAUGUGCUCCUAUUUUUUGUUGUCUUUGUCCUGAAUCAAGCGAAGAGCUAGUGAACCUUCCCGCAAGACUGAUAGCCACACAAGUUAACCUCAAGUUCUAUGCCACUUCGGAUGUCUUACAAAGUGUAAUAACGCACCGCCCAAUGCUCUUCCGGUACGACAUAGAAUUUCUUUCCCCAGAGGAUGAGAUACUUCUGAACCAAACCGAUGGACCCGGGUUGAGAUGGUUAUACGGGGUGCCUGAUCGACUCGUCAUUAUUUUGGCCAGGAUGAACGUUUUAUUGGAGGAUCACGGGAGCUGUAUUGACCCGGAAAAUAUUCAGAAAAUUGAGAAGGAGAUUCUGGCCUGCAAGCCUCUGAUUUCGUCUGGGAUAGGAGAAGACCCAAUCUUAAAGAUAGGAAGGGCAAUGAUGCAGGAGAGUUGGAGAUUGGCGGCGUACGUUUAUCUCUACAUGGUGGGUCAACUCGUUUGA
Rhizoctonia solani is the source of this 7710-nucleotide messenger RNA. Its product is annotated as Fungal Zn(2)-Cys(6) binuclear cluster domain. Gene Ontology annotation, cellular component: nucleolus. Lineage: Eukaryota; Fungi; Basidiomycota; Agaricomycetes; Cantharellales; Ceratobasidiaceae. Bases 1 to 7710 code for a protein of 2569 amino acids. The record is from RefSeq and is a predicted model, not a curated record. Gene Ontology annotation, molecular function: rRNA (adenine) methyltransferase activity. The transcript is spliced from 18 exons. Gene Ontology annotation, biological process: rRNA methylation; ribosomal large subunit biogenesis.